This is a messenger RNA of Bufo bufo (common toad), 1948 nucleotides long. Its product is annotated as gastrula zinc finger protein XlCGF17.1-like. Bases 226 to 1164 code for a protein of 312 amino acids. The transcript is spliced from 3 exons. Gene Ontology annotation, molecular function: DNA-binding transcription factor activity; RNA polymerase II cis-regulatory region sequence-specific DNA binding. Lineage: Eukaryota; Metazoa; Chordata; Amphibia; Anura; Bufonidae. Gene Ontology annotation, biological process: regulation of transcription by RNA polymerase II. The record is from RefSeq and is a predicted model, not a curated record.
GGUUCAGAAGAACAUCACAAUGUCCCACAGGAUGAUCAUGUCGAUGGAGAUAAGGUUCUGAAUCCAUUUGAAGAUCUGAACAUUAUAUAUGUUACAGAGACAGAUGUGAAGGGUGAGGAGCAGAGUAUAGAGGACAUUCCUACAGAUAACUGCCCAGCAGAUGACUGUACCAGGAACUCAGAGGGAUAUCUGAUAUCUUCAGAUCGUAAAACAAAUGAUCAUGCUAUGGCUCAAGAUACAUAUGAAGAACAUGCCUUUAUCCCAAAUAUAUCAUCAGCCCUUCAUGACAAAGGGCCAUCAUCUGAUGCUUUAAAACAGAUCCAAACUUCUGAUUCAUCACAGACUGUAACACAAAAUAAAAGUCACAGAAGGAGUGAACAUCCAAGAGCUCACACAGAGGAAAAGCCAUUUUCAUGUUCAGAAUGUGGGAAAGAUUUUAAAUAUAAAUCACAACUUGUUAUACAUCAGAGAAUUCACACAGGGGAGAAGCCGUUCUCAUGUCCAGAAUGUGGGAAAUGUUUUUAUCAGAAAUCAAAACUUGUUUACCAUCAAGUAACUCACACAGGGGAGAAGCCAUAUUCUUGUUCAGUAUGUGGGAAAUGUUUUACAGAAAAGUCAAAUCUUGUUAUACAUCACAUGGUUCACACAGGAGAGAGGCCAUAUUCAUGUUCAGAAUGUGGGAAAUGUUUUGUCCAGAGACCAAAACUUAUUAGGCAUCAAAGAACUCACACAGGGGAGAAGCCAUUUUCAUGUUCAGAAUGUGGGAAAUGUUUCGGAGAUAAAUCAGAUCUUGUUACUCAUCAGAAAAUUCACACAGGGGAGAAGCCAUUUUCAUGUUCAGAAUGUGGGAAAUGUUUUAGAAAUAAAUCGGCUCUUCUUACUCAUCACAAAAUUCACACAGGGGAGAAGCCAUAUUCAUGUUCAGAAUGUGGGAAAUGUUUUAAGCAGAAAGUAUAUCUUAUUAUUCAUCAGAGAAUUCACACAGGGGAGAAGCCAUUUUCAUGCUCAGAAUGUGGGAAGUGUUUUGCUCAGAAAUCAGAUCUUGUUAAACAUCAGAGAAUUCACACAGGAGAGAAGCCAUUUGCAUGUUCAGAAUGUGGAAAAUGUUUUAUCCAGAAAUCAAAACUUACUAAGCAUCAACUUAUUCACACAGAGAAGAAAUAAUUUCAUGUUUAGAAUGGUCAGCCCUUGCUGAUCAUCGAAGAACCCACACAAGGGAGAAGCCAUAUUUAGGUUCAGAAUGUGGAAGUAUUUUGACAAGAAUUCAAAUCUUGCAGCACAUCAGAGACUUCACUUAGAGGAGAAACCACAUUUAUGAUCUAAACGUGGGAAGCGUUUUACAAAAACAAUCUAAACUUGUUAAACACUGCAGCAUCCACAUGGGAGAAGCCAUUCAUAGAAUCUGAAAAGUGUUUUACAGAUAAAUGAAAUGUUGUAAUGUGGGAAAUGUUUUACAAAUAAUGAGAUAAAUCACUAUAUCUUGUUACAAGAGAAUUCACAUGGGGAGAAGCCAUUCUCAUGUUCAGGAUGUGAAAAAUAUCCAGAAAUCAAAUCUUAUUAGGCAUCAAAUAAUUCUCCCAGGGAAAACCAUAUGUCUGAAUGUAGGAAUCAUUUUUACAGAUAGGUGUUAUGCAUCAUACAGGUGUCCCCCAACAUGUUUCACUGCACUAAGCAUCUACCUCCUUUCAUAGCCUUCUGUGACUCAUCUUAGGUGAACUGACCCCUCCUAAUGAUGUUACUAUUGAUGGUUGAUCAAGAGUCAUAUGAUCAUACCUUGCUGGACUACAAUGUGGUCAGGUAUAGUGUGCUUUCCAGCGAUCACCAUACCAGAAGCGAGAUGCGUUCCAUUGACGUCAGACUGGAGGUUUCCUCGUUAAAUAUAUAUGUAUUCCGCCUAUAGAAACAUCUUGAAUGCUUUCUUAAUUAUCUAAAAAUAAAACCUACUAUU